CUCACAAUCCAUUGAACUCGGAAAAAUCACAGAGAGGUUUGUGUAGAAGAAACAAUGGACCAAUCAUUCAUAGGAAAUAUCACAGGGAGUGUCAAUCACUUCACGCCGACAUCAAUCGCCAUCACAAUCGCGGUCUUGCUGGGCAGUCUCAUCACCAUCUGGCUUCAGAAUGCACCCUCAACACCCAAAGAACUUCGUCAUCUUCGAAGAGAAGGCGUGUCGUCAAGUAACAUGAGCGAUCAAACCGAUUCAAAAUACGAUCUACCCGAGAACACUGAAACCAAUGGCCCAAUUCAUAUCAAGGCAAUCUUCGUGCAUCCCAUCAAAUCAUGCGCCCCAGUCGAAGUGAACCGAGCGCAACUCAUCAAAAGCGGUUUUGUCUGGGACCGAUGCUUUGCUCUAGCGACAGAAGUCAAUCGGGCGGAAUCAGAAGGAGGUCCGAUAUGGCGAUUUAUCAGUCAGCGGACUAAACCACUCAUGUCGCAAAUUAAGACUGAGUUAUGGCUCAGACCCGAAGGUGGCAGCGAUGCGAGAGAACCUUCUUUCGAUUCAAUGGGAUGCCUCGUCUUCAAGUUCCCAAACCCAGAUCCUCCGACUUUGUAUCAGCAGCUGAAUUCAUUUUUGUCUUCGCAUCAACGGCAAGUCUCCGCAUUCGUGCCACUAUCUCCGGAUGAAAGUUAUCUCAAAGCGCAUGGAAUCACUAUGAAGACCUUUGCCAUUCAUUCACGGGAAGCAAAGGGCUUGGAUAUGGGAAAUGCACCGACGAUUGCCACCGCACUCCCCAAACUCAAACGAUUCCUCAACAUCCCCCAGCAUCAAAAUCUCACUCUUUUGCGCUGUACACCAAACACUCUUGUGCCAACUGAGAAGAACCUCGCACCGUUGGAACACAUCGGCAAACCGGCUGUUCACGGUUACACAGACCAACAACCCGUCAACGUGAACAAUCUCGCCUCCGUCCACGCCGUUUCAGCCCUUCUCCCCAAGGAAAAUCAGCCUCUCAACGCGCUUCGUUUUCGCGCAAAUAUUUGGAUCACAGGCGCUUCAGCGUUUGACGAAGAAACAUGGAAACGAUAUUGCAUUGUGCCAAAACAACAACAUGCAGCCUCCCCUUCACUUUCUGUCGUUUGCCGAACAUCGCGCUGCACUUUACCUAACGUGAAUCCGCUUACGGGUAAAUUUGAUACGGACAAACCAGAUGGUGACAAAACGAGAGGGAAAGCGCAGCCGAGUUCAACACUUGUUAAGCAUCGAACGGUUGAGGAUGGAAACCCAAGGGCUCUUGGGUACCUUGGCAUGCACUGUGUGCCAGAGAAUGCGGGCUUGCAGCAGGCUGCGAACAGUGUUGAAAAUCUGUAUGUUCAAGUCGGUGAUGAGAUUGAAGUUCUUGAGCGAGGAGUUCAUUUAUAUGGAUCGACUGCCAAUGACUACUAGCCCCAGGACACGCCGCAUACAAUUACUACCAGCUCAGAAAUCUUAAAACAAGAAACUCUACGUUACAAGGUCAGUCAGUAUCUCUACUAGAGGUAUCCUUGACUAGCGCAGCCGAUCAAUCUUACACAAAGCCACCUUCGAUGCCAAGCCAACACCUGUGUCACCAUGUAAGCGGUAAAGAUGCGUUGAUAGGCUAUCUCGCUCUAAGGUGAUUGGACAAAGGUUGCUGUGUGGCGUUUUGUUUGAGUCUGAUUGUUGGGUGACAGUUGAGUUCGCACGCUAUGAACCAUUAUUAUUAAAAGCUUGAGUAGAGUUUAUUCUGAUAUUGUCGAAUUCAUACUUGAAUGACUCGAUACUGAGAGAGAGUAGUAAGAGAUUUUGUGAGCACCUUUACUUCUUGGAAGUUCCUACUGAGACCUGCAGGACAGCUCCUCAGAUAUAUUAC
Molecule: messenger RNA, 1879 nt
Organism: Fusarium redolens
Lineage: Eukaryota; Fungi; Ascomycota; Sordariomycetes; Hypocreales; Nectriaceae
Exons: 1
Coding region: 55-1434 (459 amino acids)
Molecular function (GO): molybdenum ion binding; pyridoxal phosphate binding; catalytic activity
Source: RefSeq, a predicted model, not a curated record